Messenger RNA from Homarus americanus (American lobster), 951 nucleotides. RefSeq lists its product as uncharacterized. The record is from RefSeq and is a predicted model, not a curated record. Lineage: Eukaryota; Metazoa; Arthropoda; Malacostraca; Decapoda; Nephropidae. The coding region runs from base 1 to 951 and encodes 316 amino acids. Gene Ontology annotation, biological process: DNA integration. Gene Ontology annotation, molecular function: nucleic acid binding. The transcript has a single exon.
AUGACACUGUCCGAAAUUCUCGAAGAAUCAGGGAAGGAUCCGACUAUAAGAGCCCUCGAAGACGCCAUCGCCAAGAAUGACUGGACGGAUAAACUAAUGGAGCCUUUCAAACACGUACUUGAAGAACUGACAUCAAAACGGGGACUCGUGUUGAGGGGAUCCCGGAUCGUAAUGCCCCAAACACUACAACGACGCACGAUGCAACUCGCACAUGAGACACACCUGGGAAUGGUCAAGACCAAGGCGCUACUCCGAGGCAAGGUAUGGUGGCCAACUAUCAACAAGGACGUGGAGAAGGCAAUCAGACAAUGCAUCCCAUGUGCAAGCCUUGACACAAGAAAACAAACCAAUCCGGCGAAUAUGUCUGAGAUGAAGGGGCUGUGGGAGGUAAUCCACGUGGACAUAUGUGGACCGUUCCCUAGUGGUGAGUAUGUGCUGGGAAUCAUCGAUGCAGGAUCCCGGUGGCCAGAAGCCUUUGUGGUCAAAAUUAUCAACACGGAUACCGUUACGACCCUGAUCGAAGGAUGCAUCACUACACAUGGCAUCCCAGCGGUCAUCGUGUCAGAUAACGGACCACAGUUCAGAGCCAAGGAGUUUGCACAGUUCUGUGAAGAAUGGGGAAUAAAACACCACAAAGUGACACCAUAUCAUCCCCAAGCAAAUGAGGAAAUCGAGCGGUUCUUUGCGACCAUGUUGAAAGCACUCCGAGCGAUGCAUACUGAGGGGAAAGAUUGGAGACGGCAACUCGGUAAAUUCUUGAUGCACUACAGGAACACCCCACACUCAAUGACGGGAGAGACGCCAGCCAAACUCCUCAUGGGAAGGAACAUCAAGGUGAAACUCCCCCAAGUGAGUCAUGACUUGGAAGACACACAAGUGACAUGUUGGGCUGUGGCACGCAAAAGAGAUAAAAGAGAAAAGGAGAAACUGAAACUCCGGACAGACAACUGA